AUGGUGAUCUAUCCUUCCUUCGUUUUCCCUCAUCGCCUCAGCCUUAGCCUCAGCCAUGAUUUUGUCAUCAACACAAGUAGUUGCAACCACGACAUUCUUGCUGUCUUUUUUGGCAUCUUUGUGGCUCAUCCUAUCCUACAUCUACAACGAUCACAUCACAGCCCUCUUACUCCCAAUUCUGGGAGCGUUGAUGGUACUAGCAUUGGUUAUGAUCUCGGCACGAGAGACCAUGAUGGCGUGGAUCACAAUGCUUGUGCUGCUAACAUUUGCCAGGAAUCGUCGUCGAGUUUUGGUUCGACGCGGAAAGCUCAUCACCGCUGA
Molecule: messenger RNA, 321 nt
Organism: Prunus armeniaca (apricot)
Lineage: Eukaryota; Viridiplantae; Streptophyta; Magnoliopsida; Rosales; Rosaceae
Source: the annotation of a GenBank genome assembly